AUGGCGGCAUUAUCUAUUCAUUACCAUCCUGGUAAAGCCAACACAGUUGCAGAUGCGCUUAGUCGGAAAAGUAGGGGACAUUUGGUAAAUCUAUUUAAGAAGCAAAAUGAGUUGGUGAUUGAAUUAGCUAAAAUGGAUGUGGAUCUUGUGAUACGUGGACAGGAAGUUGUAAUAGCAGCUAUGAUAGCUCAACCAACCUUACUUGAAAAGAUCAAACUACGUCAAAUGGAAGAUGAAACACUACAGAAAGGGCAGGUUUGGGGUGUGACAGAAAAUGACUUGAAGAAAAUUCAAUACCUAAAAGCCGUGAUCAAAGAGACUAUGCGCCUACAUCCUCCUAUUCCAUUGCUAGUUCCUCGAAGAUCAACCCGAGUUGUCAAGUUAAUGGGUUAUGACAUUGCAACUGGCACACAAGUAAUUACAAUUGCUUGGGCGAUUGGGAGAGACCCAUUGUCAUGGGAUGAGCCAGUGGAAUUCAGGCCCGACUUUGAGCUAAUUCCAUUUGGUGCUGGGAGAAAGGGUUAUCCUGGAAUUCAAUUUGCCAUGGUAGUGGACGAGCUUGCAUUGGCAAAUCUUGUGUACAAGUUUGAUUUUGCCGUCCCUAAUGGAGCAAGCGGAGAGGAUUUGGACACGAGUGAAGCUAUUGGUUUGACAGUCCACAAGAUUCUGUAG
Camellia sinensis is the source of this 672-nucleotide messenger RNA. The record is from RefSeq and is a predicted model, not a curated record. Lineage: Eukaryota; Viridiplantae; Streptophyta; Magnoliopsida; Ericales; Theaceae.